CAAGGAAAUCCUAUACCCGCCUGACAACCAUAAGAGCACCGUCGCAGGGUGCUCUUUUCCAUUAGCUUCAACCCCGAGUACAGCAAGGUCUCUGACCUCGCUCUCACCUGACUCACCUUCUUGCGUAUCUCACCCGGAUGCCAGCAGUCGAUUUUCAGGUUCUUUCCCCCAACCUCGCACCCAACUUCCCGGACAAGCCCUCCAUGGCUCCGGCUCCUCUCCUUUACAACCAUGUUGCUCAGCAAAUCGAUGCAGAGCAUAAUACAUUCCCAUCCAACCCUGCUCGAGCUUGCGUGAAGCGGGCUCUCGAAGACCAGCUCGCUCGGAUUGAGCAUGAAGGCCAAAACCCAGACAACAUUGAAAAUGGUGCCGCCUUCUUCGUUGCGGACCUAGGUGAAAUUGUUCGCCAGCACUUACGUUGGCAGCAGAACCUGCCUCGUGUCGUGCCGCACUAUGCAGUCAAGUGCAACCCAGACAAUCAAGUCAUCCGAUUGUUGGCUGCUUUGGGCACUGGUUUCGACUGUGCAUCCAAGGCAGAAAUCCAGCAGGUGUUGGAUCUAGGCGUUUCCCCAGAUCGCAUCAUUUAUGCAAACCCAUGCAAGGCUGCUAGCUACAUUCGCUACGCUGGUGCAGUGGGUGUGCAGGCCACAACAUUUGAUAAUGCAGAGGAAUUGCACAAGAUUGCCAACUACAACCCAGAGGCACAGCUUUUCUUGCGCAUCCUGACCGAUGAUUCAGGUGCCCUUUGCCAGCUGGGCCUCAAGUACGGUGCUCCACUCAACACGACCAUGUCGUUGCUCAAGCUUGCCAAGGAGCUCAAGCUGAACGUCGUGGGUGUGUCUUUCCACGUUGGAUCUGGCUCGAGCGACCCUAUGGCCUUUGUUGAUGCCGUGCAGCGUGCUCGCAUUGUCUUUGAUGAAGCAGCUGCGGUCGGCUUCACACUACACACGCUCGACAUUGGCGGCGGCUUUGGCCACGACAAUUUCGAAAAGUUUGCUGCCGUCUUGGGUCCUGCCAUUGACGAGCACUUCCCGGCUGACGUCCGCGUCAUUGCAGAGCCUGGACGGUACUAUGUCGCUGCAGCCUUUACCCUGGCUGUGCACAUUAUCGCUCGCCGCACCAUCUACCCAGACUCGGACGAGCCCUUGCCCGGUACAACGAGCAACAACUUCAUGUACUACGUCAACGAUGGCGUGUAUGGCAGUUUCAAUUGCAUCAUGUUUGAUCACCAGCAUCCAGUGCCCAAAGUGCUUAUGCACAAGGGCCGUUCCUACUUUGAUGCGCCUGCCAAGUCGUUGCAGAAGCAGCGUGUGCGGUGCUCGAUCUGGGGUCCCACCUGCGACUCGCUCGACUGCAUUACGGGUGAGUCUUACCUGCCUUUUGUGAUGCAAGUGGGAGACUGGCUGUACUUUGAUGAGAUGGGAGCCUACACCAAGUGUGCAAGCUCCAAAUUCAACGGCUUCAACCAGUCAGAGGUGAUUUACGUGUCAUCUGUUUAGUGCGUUCUAGAUGCAGUUUGUCUUUUGUCGUUUGUGUUUCAGCUCUCUCUGCUCGUCCUUUCCCGUACUAAGCUCAUCUAUUGCUCGUGCG
Molecule: messenger RNA, 1590 nt
Organism: Protomyces lactucae-debilis
Lineage: Eukaryota; Fungi; Ascomycota; Taphrinomycetes; Taphrinales; Protomycetaceae
Product: pyridoxal-dependent decarboxylase
Exons: 2
Coding region: 138-1499 (453 amino acids)
Cellular component (GO): cytoplasm
Molecular function (GO): ornithine decarboxylase activity
Source: RefSeq, a predicted model, not a curated record